This is a messenger RNA of Vicia villosa (hairy vetch), 3044 nucleotides long. RefSeq names its product pentatricopeptide repeat-containing protein At5g66520-like. Gene Ontology annotation, molecular function: protein binding; zinc ion binding; RNA binding. Lineage: Eukaryota; Viridiplantae; Streptophyta; Magnoliopsida; Fabales; Fabaceae. The coding region runs from base 130 to 1974 and encodes 614 amino acids. The record is from RefSeq and is a predicted model, not a curated record. The transcript has 2 exons. Gene Ontology annotation, biological process: RNA modification.
AGUAAGACUAAAUAUCCAAUAAAAUUAAGAGUAAGUUAUUAAAUAUAUAUUUUUUACAUAAAAUAAAAAUAUUUAUAAAUUCUCUAAAGUUUGAAUUCAGUGUAUUGGUUGUAUCAAACACAAGCCCCUAUGAUUAUCACCAAGCCUUUUCAUUUUGUUCACCAUUUUAAACUUAGCUCUUUGAUUGAUUCAUGCAAAUCCAUGCAACAAAUUAAGCAAACCCAUGCACACUUAAUCACCACAGCUCAAAUCUCACACCUUGUUAUAGCCAACAAAUUCCUCAAGCAUGUUGCUUUAUCUUCACUUUUUUACGCCCACAAACUGUUCGAUCAAAUUCCUCAACCAGACUUAUUCAUUUACAACACCAUGAUCAAAGAGAAUUCUCUGUCACCCCAUUCUUGCUUUAAUUCACUUGCGGUGUUCCGCAUGUUAAUCCGGGAUUCGGGUCUUUCUCUGAAUCGGUAUAGCUUUGUGUUUGCUUUUGGUGCAUGUGGAAAUGGGUUGUGUGUGAGGGAGGGGGAGCAGGUUUUUUCACAUGCUGUGAAAAGUGGUUUGGAUAACAAUGUGUUUGUUGUAAAUGCGUUGAUUGGUAUGUAUGGAAAGAUGGGACUUGUUGAGGAUGGAAGGAAGGUUUUCAAUUCGGCUGUGGAUAAAGACUUGUUUAGUUGGAACACUAUGAUUGCUGCUUAUGUUGGGUCAGGGGACAUGGUUCUAGCUAAGGAAUUGUUUGAUGAAAUGCAUGAAAGAGAUGUUGUGUCAUGGAGUACUAUAAUAGCUGGUUAUGUUCAGGCUGGCUGUUUCAUGGAGGCUUUGGAUUUCUUCCACAAGAUGUUGCAAGCUGGGGUCAAACCAAAUGAAUAUACCAUGGUAAGCGCUCUUGCAGCCUGUUCAAAUCUUGUUGCGUUGGAUCAAGGAAAGUGGAUCCAUGUUUACAUUCGGAGGGACAAGAUUAGGAUGAAUGAUAGGCUUCUUGCUAGCCUAAUUGACAUGUAUGCAAAGUGUGGAGAGAUAGAAUCCGCAUCAAGUGUUUUCUAUGAACACAAAGUGAAGCGAAAGGUUUGGCCAUGGAAUGCCAUGAUUGGCGGGUUAGCAAUGCAUGGAAAACCUGAAGAAGCUAUAAAUCUCUUUGAACAAAUGAAGGUUGAAAAAGUUUCUCCUAACAAAGUAACAUUCAUUGCCUUAUUAAAUGCUUGUAGCCAUGGGUAUAUGGUUAAAGAGGGAAAAUUAUAUUUUGAAUUGAUGACAAGUGAUUAUGGAAUUAGCCCUGAAUUAGAGCAUUAUGGGUGUAUGGUAGAUUUACUAAGUCGUUCCGGGCUCUUGAUGGAGGCUGAAAACAUGAUUUUGAGCAUGCCAAUGGCUCCGGAUGUUGCGAUUUGGGGAGCAUUGUUGAAUGCUUGUAGAAUCUAUAAAGAUAUGGAUCGCGGAUAUAGAAUAGGUAGGAUAAUUAAAGAAAUUGAUCCGGACCAUAUAGGGUGUCAUGUUCUGUUGGGUAAUAUAUAUUCUACAUCUGGGAGAUUCAAUGAAGCAAGAACAUUGAGAGACAGUAGUGACAGGAGAAAGGUCCCCGGUUGCAGCUCAAUUGAAUUGAAAGGAUUAUUCCAUCAAUUCCUUGUUGGAGAUCGAUCACAUCCGCAAAGUAGGGAGAUUUAUUUAUUUUUGGACGAGAUGAUAAGCAAGUUGAAGAUUGCUGGGUAUGUUCCCGAGUUAGCGGAAGUUUUGCAUGAUAUUGAUGAUGAGGAAGACAAAGAGACUGCUCUUUCUGUACACAGUGAGAAGUUGGCGAUUGCUUUUGGACUGAUGAACACGGAACCUGGAACUCCAAUUCGCAUUGUGAAGAAUUUAAGAGUUUGUGCGGAUUGUCAUCAAGCAACAAAAUUCAUAUCCAUGGUUUAUGAUCGAGUAAUUAUAGUUCGAGAUAGGAUGAGGUAUCACCACUUCAAAGAUGGAGUUUGUUCUUGCAAAGACUACUGGUAGAUGAGGGAAAUAUUAUUCAACCCUAAUCCCUAUUGGUUAAAUUGCGACACUCUCCAUGCAGUGACAUUUGUGAGGCAGUUUCAAUUGUUUUGUACGUUCCUGCAUAGUGUCUGAGGAGGAGCCAGUAUCUUGAAAGUUCGGUUGAUUUGAAAAGCUCUAAAGAAGGUUAAAAUUCUUCUAUUUUUGCAAGGUAAGGAUUAAACAAUAUGCUUUCCAAAGGAAAAAAAAAUUGUUUUCUCUAUGCAUCAAAGUGAGUUUGUGGAGCAUGUGUUGCUGUAUACCUGUAAAUUGAAAAUGUAGUUUCUGUUUUGUUUUGUGUUUUUCCAACAGUUUGGUCCUUGUUGGCAAACACACUUGGCCCUUACUGGUUACACUUCUGCUUCCAAAUCAUAUUAAUGCCUCAGGUAUGAUCUUGAGAUCUAGGAACUGAUGAGGUUGAAAGAAAUGUAUUCUGUAAAAGAAUAAUAAAAAAUCCAAAACUUUUGUUUUGUGCGAUUAAUAUGAGAAUGUUAAUUCUAUAACAUGUACUAAACAUAUGCUAGUUCUUCUUGACUCAGAGAUCUCUGUUUUUAACAAAGCUUGUGUGUUUUUUGCGCUUACUUCCAUAAGUUUUGAUUGUAACAAACUUUAUAAUCUAAUACUGCAGAAGCCUUCUUGCCACAUUUGAUAAUCCUUUUAGUGAGUACCUUUGGUGUAGGAGUUAAACAGUUGUCAUAUGAUGGGAAUGCAACUACCGAUAAGGGUAUUAUAGACAAAUCUAAAAUAUGGAGGGUUUAUGAAAGGAAGACUAAGAAGACUAACAGUGGCUGAGUUUAGUGAAGUGUUUUAGUAAUUAGUAUGAAGUAAUAUUUUAUUUUAUAUUAAAUUUGUAAUGAAGAUUUUAUGAAUAAUAUGUUCUUAAAAGAGAUAUGAUUCAAUAAAAUCUCUUUAAUCAUAUGAAUAUUUUAUUAGUAUUAUACAAUAAAGAUUGUAUGAAUAAUAUCUUCUUUAUAAAUAAGUCGAUGUGUUCUGCUUAUUUGUGAGAAAAAUGGAGAUGCCAAUAUUUUCCGGUGAGGAUCCGGACGGGUGGA